This is a messenger RNA of Westerdykella ornata, 965 nucleotides long. RefSeq names its product histone-fold-containing protein. NCBI's taxonomy places the organism in Eukaryota, Fungi, Ascomycota, Dothideomycetes, Pleosporales, Sporormiaceae. The record is from RefSeq and is a predicted model, not a curated record. Gene Ontology annotation, molecular function: DNA binding; protein heterodimerization activity; structural constituent of chromatin. Gene Ontology annotation, biological process: nucleosome assembly. The transcript has 6 exons. The coding region runs from base 59 to 493 and encodes 144 amino acids.
CGGGUAUCUUGUUCUUGUUCCACUUCAUCGACUCUACAACGUCGCCACAUUCAUCAACAUGUCCAACGAGCGCGCCCAGCCCUUUGCGGGCGUGAGGCGAUCCGUUGCGGCAUCGAGCAACACAGCGUCUCCCCAGGCUUCAAGAGCUAACAUGCUGGGCUUGGGACUUGGCCGCGGGAAGGGAUCGCUGGGGCUCGGGCUUGGGAAAGGCAAAACAAUGAAAAGGCACAAGAAAAUCCCUCGCGAUACCAUUCAGGGCAUCACUAAGGGCGAUAUCCGACGGCUGGCGCGACGUGGAGGUGUGAAAAGAAUGAGUGCUACGAUCUAUGAUGACAUUCGCGCUGCGCUCAGGCAAAGAUUGGAGAUGAUCUUGAAGGACGCUGUAGCCGUAGCCGAGCACUGCGGUCACUCCACUGUCCUGGUGAAACAUGUGAUAUAUGCGCUCAACAAGCUGGGGAAACCUAUAUACGGUUUCGACCCAAGAUUCCUUUGAUACCUUGUUCGAACUCUAUGUGGGGUCUCGAUAGUGCAGUCCGGUUUCAAACAUUAGCGAGGCGUUCUCGGGUGUACCAGUGUCAGGCGGAUCCUCUCCUUAGUUCUUCAGUCAACAUCUACCUGCCGGCGAAUUCGGUUGCAUAGGCGUUACGGUUGGCUACUCGAUGCGGCAUGGUUUCCUUCGAGGCGGUUCAAAACAAUGUCGGGGUUUCUUUUGCCUUGGAUCAUGGUGGAUUAUGUGAGGCUAGAGAAAAAUCAUGUAUUUUCCUUCACCUCAAGAUAAGAUGCGAGGUAUUAUCACAGUAUAUGGCUUGCACUCAUAUCGUCCCCUUGUACGGAUCGGUCUGGAUGUUCCUGACGAAUGUUACUGCUGAUGCUGGAUCGCUCAGGCUGCUAGGGUGUAGUUCCUCUCUUUGCAAGUGGACUUCAGACUUCACCUUGCAAGUGAGGCCUCGGUCGCCGUCGAUAGG